Babesia sp. Xinjiang is the source of this 3027-nucleotide messenger RNA. RefSeq lists its product as uncharacterized. The record is from RefSeq and is a predicted model, not a curated record. NCBI's taxonomy places the organism in Eukaryota, Apicomplexa, Aconoidasida, Piroplasmida, Babesiidae. Bases 1 to 3027 code for a protein of 1008 amino acids. The transcript has a single exon.
AUGGCGCAAGAAACGACAACGGUGCUAACAGCACCGACCAAUACGUCGGAAGAUGCUGUCGCCAGUGAUGCGGACCUGGCCACAAGAGCCAUUGAAAUAUUGAAGGGAGGAAGAAUAGUCACACUACCAGAACCAGCACAGAGAAGCAGAAGCUAUAGAGAACUCAUUCUUCAGGAAAUGAAUUGGAUGGCAAGCGAUUAUUAUCAUGAAAGAAGAUGGAAACUACACGCUGGAAAACAAAUAUCUAUAGGAAUAAAAGAAGCUAUAAUGGAUAGAAAAAGACUUAAUAAAAAUUGGAUAGCUAAUGAAUGUAGCGCUCAUGUUAAAAGGUUCUGGGCAAAUAUUAUCAAUAAGACAGGACGGUACAGACCGGUCUCAGAUGAAAUGACACAAUACUGUCAUAAUAUAGCAAAUAGGUAUCUAAAACAUCUACAAACUGAUAUGGGAGACCCCUCAAAAGAUUAUGAAAUUGGAGAAAGGGAUCUUAUCGCUAUCAUGGUACCACCGUUAAUGCAACAUGACAAUGCAUACACAGAAAUAACACCAAUCAAUAAAAAUGAUGUACUAGAAGCUACAAUACUCAGAAUGCAAUCAAUGGGAGCUGAACUAUAUAGACCUCUAUUUAGACCACCAGAUGAUGAAAUGGAUAUGUUCACAAUGCCACUCAUGGACCCUGCAAGGGACAGUGAUUUCAACUCGCUCUUGGUACAGAGCUUCUGUGUAAAAAAGUGGAACCAAGCACUCAUAAAACAAGACGAAACAACAACUGAUAAUGAUGAACAAUCUGAAGAUAUCGAUAGGGAUUUUACUAGGGAGAAUUGUGACCCAAGCUGCCUUGCGAUAUCACUAAGAGAUUUCGACAUGCAACUAAGACCGAAACCUCUAUUACAAGGAUAUAUGGUCAAAACCGAACUACUAGCAGUCGAAUUCGAACUGCUAGACUCAUGGAUGCUACAACAACCACCUUCAUGGCCAAUGUAUGCCAUAUGUCUUACAUAUAGGUCAAGCGCUAGCGGACUUUACAGAUUCGAGUUCAGCGUAGAAUUCUGCAAAGAAACAUACGAAACACUCAAAAGACACCCGAGAGGAUUAGUCAAUUCAAGCAGAAGACUACUAGGACCAAGACAAAGAAAUGCUAUCACCACGUUCCUAGAUGCACCACCAAAAAAAAGACAUUUCGUACCAAUAGCACCGUCGCAGAAAGAUGCAAAGAGGAUCAAAAACAAAAUAAAAACAAAGUAUAAAAUAUAUAACAAAAAAACAAAGAAACGUUAUAAAAUAUAUACAAGGAAAAAAAAGUCCAUAAUAACGAAAAAAAGGAACCGAACACAAGGCCUUAAAGACAUGUAUAUAAGACAAAAGAAAAAGACAUUCUUGACCAAGAAGAGCGAUAAUAUAAUAGUCGACACCUGUUAUAUACAAAAUGCUCAAAAGGUCAAAAAUGGGAAAAUCACACAUUCAAAAAUACAUAAAAAUGGAUUCAAGAAUACUAAGCCACAUCCAAACGGUCUUAAAACACAGCUAACUAAUGGUAAGAUAUCCGCUAUAAGACAAGAUAAAGAUCUACAAUUAGCACUGCGCUUCUCAAAGGUCAUGAACACCAAUGCAAAAGUGAGGAAUGGAACAGUGGUGCACUGCAAAAAAGGCUUCACUGUGGCAAGACUAAAGGAAACUAUAUGCAAAGAAAAGCGACUAUUAGUGGCGAAAGUGGCUCGUGGGAAUCCCAAACGGAAGGGGUUCAGGUUACCGCAAAAUGCACGCAUGGAAGUUGCACUAGCGUCGAAGAAACGUGUAAAACCCUCAUAUGAAAGCAACAAAAAAAUUGAAGUAAUACCGCUUGUACCUGAUAUGCCUUACGGGGAAUAUAGUAAUCGCAUGAGCAAACAGCUCAGGGUAGGAUUUCUAGGGAUACCCGCAAAAAUGUUCGCACACUCGCUAUUCUAUUCAGGAAGGUUCUCAAAAAAUAAUAGAGUACGAAGGGUCUCCCUCACCAUCUCAAAUACAGGCAAAACUGUCAUGCCACAACCAAACGUACUCUACGCUAGACUGUUCGAACAAGAUGUAGGAGGCAUGUUCGGAAGGUUCAGAACACAAAAUUGGCAAAGAAAUGCAACGUGUGUACCGGACCCACAUGGAGAACUACUACUGAAAAAAUAUACAAACGAGCUCAUGAACGCAGCAGAUAAAAAAUCAAAACCACAAAAUGAGUUUAAACCAGUAGAAAUACUGGCUGCAUACGUUAACAUGAAACUCACAAGAGGGGAAUGCAAAGCACAGAGCACACUAGGACCAACCAAAAUACCUCUCAAAAAUAUCGAACAAGUCGUACACAAUGCACAACCACCGCCACCACAAAAUAACCAAACUACAUCACAAACACGAACAGGAGGCAAUAUGCCAAUGACACACAUCAAAAUACAAGCACAUGGAGUAUCACCACGUGGAACUGCACAAAAUGCGGUGGUACACACAGCAGUGCCUAUAAAUAAUAUGCAAAACUCACAUAUGCAAUUACAUCAUCAACAGAUGCAACAAGCAUCAAUGCCACCAGCACCCAAUCCAACGGGACAAAUGGGACAUGUACCGAUGAUGACAGGAGGAAUGCAACAAGGACACAUGGCUCCAGGACAAAUCAUGCCCAUGAAAAUGGCACAGGGACAAGUACCGCCAGGAUCUAUGCCUGGAAUGCCACAGGCAGGAAUGCCGCAAGCAGGAAUGCAUCCUGGACAAAUGACACCAGGAAAAGUACCACCAGGACCAAUACCGGGGAUGCCAACACAGAUGCAAAUGAACAUGGAACAGAUGAAAAGACGACCACCAAUGGACAUGCCAGGCAAAAGGAGACCCAUGAUGCCAUACGAACAUAUGUACCCACCGCAGGUACAACCUAUGCAAUAUAGGUAUAGGCCUAUGCCAGACGUUAACAUGAUGCGGAUGCCCAUGUACCCGAUGCCAAUGUACAACAAACAAGUACCGUACCCAAAGGCACAUGAAGAUCCGUACAGGGCGCAACACAUGCAAAGAUGA